UCAUGGGACCGAAAGAUGAUGGAGCAAAAGAUUUGCCGCCGGAAAAAAGGAUGCCGGAGCCGCUUGAAUAUAGACCGCCAACUGCUUCCCUGGUACUGGAGGACGGUACAAUCAUGCACGGGCACAAGUUCGGUGCAGACGGUUGCGCGUAUGGUGAAGUCGUUUUCCAGACCGGCAUGGUGGGCUACCCGGAGUCAAUGACCGAUCCGUCCUAUCACGGACAGAUACUGGUGCUGACGUACCCUUUGAUUGGUAACUAUGGCAUCCCGGAUACUGAUCUGGACGAUUGUGGUCUAAUGCGGCACUUUGAGUCGAACAAUCGUAUCUGGUCUGCUGCAUUGGUGGUGAGCGAAAUAUGUGACGAACCGUCACAUUGGCGUAGCAAGCUCACGCUCUCCAACUGGAUGGCAAAGCACGAAGUGCCAGGCAUUAGCGGGAUUGAUACGCGCGCAUUGACGAAGAAGAUUCGCGAAAAUGGCACCAUUCUAGGUAAGAUUGUACCGGGACGCGUGACAUCGAUUGCUGGCUUGAACUUUAGCAAUCCAAACCUGCGAAACCUGGUAGCGGAGGUGUCGUUGGCCCAACCCCGCACUUAUAACGAAUCAGGCUCGCCGAGAAUUUUGGCGAUUGAUUGUGGGCUGAAGCUGAAUCAGGUUCGUUGCUUUGUAAGCCGGGGCGCCCGGCUGGAUGUGGUGCCAUGGAACGCGCGGCCAAACCCGGACGAGUACGAUGGGCUAUUUCUCUCGAAUGGUCCGGGUGAUCCCGAGAUGUGCCGCGAGGUGGUUGACAAUCUGCGCUCGUUGCUCGCGAUGAAGACGGCCAAACCCAUAUUCGGCAUCUGCCUUGGCCAUCAAAUCUUGUCGACAGCCGCCGGUUGUCGUACGUUUAAGAUGCGGUAUGGCAAUCGGGGUCACAAUCUGCCCUGCAUGCAUCUCGGUACCAGACGUUGCUAUAUGACGUCACAGAACCAUGGUUUUGCGGUUGACUCUAGCGAGAUGCCGGCUGGAUGGGAAGAGUUGUUUACGAACCUGCACGAUGGCACCAAUGAGGGUAUUGUGCACACAAGCAAGCCGUACUUUAGCGUCCAGUUCCAUCCGGAACAUACGGCUGGGCCGGCAGAUUUGGAGGUGCUAUUCGAUCUGUUCCUAGAGGUGGUGUUGGAGUACAAGCAGGAUGCGAAGAAAUCGCACGUUUCGGUGAAGGACCGUUUAAAACAGCGUCUGCAAUACGUGGUGCCGUCAACGAUCGAUCUGGAGUGUCCGAAGAAGGUGCUGAUUUUGGGAUCUGGUGGAUUGUCGAUUGGCCAGGCAGGAGAGUUUGAUUAUUCGGGAUCGCAGGCCAUCAAAGCGCUGAAGGAAGAACGCAUCCAGACGGUUCUGAUUAAUCCAAACAUUGCGACCGUGCAAACCUCGAAGGGUCUAGCGGACAAAGUGUACUUUUUGCCCCUGACGCGCUACUACGUGGAAAAAGUAAUCAAGGCGGAGAGACCCGGUGGCGUGCUGCUUACGUUCGGUGGGCAAACGGCACUAAACGUUGGCGUUGAGAUGGAACGGGCCGGUGUGUUUAGUCAGUAUGGAGUAAAGAUCAUGGGCACCCCAAUCAGUUCGAUCAUUGAGACGGAGGAUCGAAAGCUGUUUGCUGAACGUGUGGCAGAGAUUGGUGAGAAAGUGGCCCCUUCUGCCGCUGUUUACUCGAUCCAGGAGGCGCUUGAUGCGGCCGAAGUAAUUGGCUACCCGGUGAUGGCGCGCGCUGCCUUCUCGCUCGGUGGCCUUGGGUCGGGUUUCGCGAGCAAUGCCGAAGAGCUGAAGGCAUUGGCCAGUCAGGCAUUGGCACACUCGAACCAGCUCAUAAUCGAUAAAUCACUUAAGGGUUGGAAGGAGGUAGAGUAUGAGGUGGUGCGGGAUGCGUACGAUAACUGUAUCACCGUGUGCAACAUGGAGAACGUCGACCCGCUUGGUAUCCACACGGGCGAAAGUAUUGUGGUGGCACCGUCUCAGACACUAUCCAAUCGGGAGUAUAAUUUGCUACGCUCAACAGCGAUCCGCGUCAUACGACACUUUGGCGUAGUGGGUGAGUGUAACAUCCAGUACGCGUUGAAUCCAGAAUCGGAAGAGUACUACAUAAUUGAGGUAAAUGCGCGUCUAUCGAGAAGCUCUGCUUUGGCGAGCAAAGCUACCGGAUACCCGUUGGCGUACGUGGCGGCGAAGUUGGCGCUGGCGAUUCCGCUGCCGGACAUCCGUAACUCGGUUACGGGCGUAACGACGGCCUUUUUCGAGCCAAGCCUGGAUUAUUGCGUUGUGAAGAUGCCUCGGUGGGAUUUGGCCAAAUUUGCGCGUGUUAGCAAGAACAUUGGUAGCUCAAUGAAGAGUGUCGGUGAGGUAAUGGCAAUCGGGCGUACGUUCGAGGAGGCGUUCCAAAAGGCACUGCGGAUGGUGGACAGUGUGAACGGGUUCGACCCAUACUUGAAGCCUGUGAACGAGCAAGAGCUGGAGCAACCAACGGACAAGCGUAUGUUUGUGCUGGCUGCUGCCCUGAAGGCUGGCUACACUGUGGAGCAGAUCUACGAGCUGACGAAGAUUGACCGUUGGUUCCUGCGCAAAUUGAAGGGUAUUAUCGAUUUUACCGACCAGCUGGAGAAACUUGAGCAUGGUUGCAUGCCAGAACCAGCCAUGUUACGGGAAGCAAAGCGACUUGGUUUUUCCGAUCGGAUGAUUGCCCAAUGCGUUAAAAGUACCGAGCUGGCAGUACGCAUGCAACGUAAAGAGCACGGCGUAGUACCCUUUAUUAAACAAAUCGAUACGGUGGCGGGUGAGUGGCCUGCUUCGACCAACUAUCUCUAUCUGACGUACAGUGGCACCGAGAAUGAUGUCGAUUUCCCAGGCCAGUACACGAUGGUGAUUGGUUCCGGUGUGUAUCGUAUCGGAAGUUCGGUCGAGUUCGAUUGGUGUGCGGUCGGAUGUCUCAAAGAAUUGCGUCGAUUAGGCCACAAAACCAUCAUGGUGAAUUACAAUCCCGAAACCGUCAGCACGGACUACGAUAUGUGCGAUCGGUUGUACUUUGAGGAAAUUUCGUUUGAAGUCGUUAUGGAUAUUUACGAUGUGGAGCAACCGACCGGUAUCAUUCUUUCGAUGGGCGGCCAGCUACCCAAUAACAUCGCGAUGGAUCUGCACCGACAGCAGGCACGCAUUCUCGGUACGUCACCAGAAUCGGUAGAUAGUGCUGAAAAUAGAUUCAAGUUUUCGCGCAUGCUCGACCGUAAGGGAAUUUUGCAGCCACGCUGGAAGGAGCUGACAAAUCUGGAAUCGGCCAUAGAAUUUUGUGAGGAGGUUGGCUAUCCGUGUCUGGUUCGUCCAUCCUACGUGCUAUCCGGUGCUGCAAUGAACGUUGCAUACUCGAACCAGGACCUGAAAACCUACCUGAAGCAUGCGUCUGACGUUAGCAAAGAGCAUCCGGUGGUAAUCUCGAAGUUCUUGGUGGAGGCAAAGGAAAUCGAUGUGGAUGCAGUUGCAGCGGAUGGUGUCAUCUUGUGUAUGGCAGUGUCCGAACACGUGGAAAACGCUGGAGUUCACUCGGGUGACGCAACGCUCGUGACACCACCUCAAGACAUCAAUCGGGAGACAUUGGAGCGCAUCAAGGAGAUCGCUCGCGACAUUGCCGAUCUGUUGGAUGUGUCCGGCCCGUUCAACAUGCAGCUGAUCGCGAAAAACAACGAGCUGAAGGUGAUCGAAUGUAAUGUGCGCGUGUCGCGUUCGUUCCCGUUCGUGUCGAAGACGCUUGACUUUGAUUUUGUCGCGCUGGCUACCAGAGUUAUUGUGGGCCAUACGGAUAUUGAGCCGGUGGAGAUUAUGUACGGUCGUGGGUUGGUGGGUGUGAAGGUACCCCAGUUUAGCUUUUCCAGGUUAGCAGGGGCCGACGUAAUGUUGGGAGUAGAGAUGGCUUCUACUGGGGAGGUUGCAUGUUUCGGCGAGAAUCGAUACGAAGCGUAUUUAAAGGCGAUGAUAUCGACUGGUUUUCAGAUACCGAAGAAGUCUAUACUGCUCAGUAUUGGAAGUUAUAAGCACAAAAUGGAACUGUUACCCUCGAUACGCAUCCUAGAGAAGAUGGGUUACAAGCUGUACGCUUCAAUGGGAACUGGAGACUUUUACACCGAACAUGGCGUAGAGGUUGAGAGUGUCCCGUGGACGUUUGACGCGUUAGCUACGGAAGACAAUGGGAACGGGGCUGGAAAUGUGUUGCGUCAUUUGGCCGAAUAUUUGGCCAACAAGCAGUUCGAUUUGGUCAUCAACCCGCCGAUGAGUGGAGGCGGUGCACGCCGCGUGUCCUGCUUCAUGACACACGGCUAUCGUACCCGUCGUCUAGCCGUGGACUACUCCAUCCCGCUCGUGACGGAUGUGAAGUGUGCAAAGUUGCUCGUCGCGGCAAUGCAACGCAUCGGUGGAGCUCCACCGAUGAAGACGCACAUCGACUGUAUGUCCUCGCGUUUGAUGGUAAAGCUUCCCGGAUUUAUCGAUGUGCAUGUACACCUGAGAGAGCCGGGUGCCCCGCAUAAGGAAACGUUCGCUACCGGUACGGCCGCAGCCCUGGCCGGUGGUAUAACGAUGGUACUAGCGAUGCCCAACACCCAACCGGCUAUAGUCGAUAGGGGUGCAUUCCAGCUGGCGUUGGAGAUCGCCAAGAAGGGUGCACGUUGCGACUACGCACUGUACGUAGGAGCUUCUUCGACCAACUUCGGAACUGUGCACGAGCUAGCGUCCCAGGCGGCAGGUUUGAAGCUCUACCUAAAUGAAACAUUCACGACACUCCGUUUGCCCGGGAUCUCUGAGUGGCAAGCGCAUCUCUCCAGCUGGCCUAAGGGAGCGCCACUAUGUGUACACGCGGAGCGGCAAACGAUGGCAGCUGUUUUGCUGCUGGCUUUGCUCACCGAUCGGCCCAUCCACGUGUGCCAUGUAGCUCGCAAGGAGGAGAUACUGCUGAUCAAGGCAGCAAAGGAGCGGGGUCUGAAGGUGACCUGUGAGGUUUGUCCUCACCAUCUCUUCCUGUCAACUGCCGAUCUCGAUCGGAUCGGAGCAGGUCGUGGAGAAGUGCGGCCGGUAUUGUGCAGCCCGGAAGAUCAGCAAGCGCUCUGGGACAAUCUGGACGUGGUGGAUGUGUUUGCAACGGAUCACGCCCCUCACUCCCAGGAGGAGAAGGAAUCGGAUAACCCACCGCCAGGAUUUCCUGGAUUGGAGACUAUUCUUCCGCUACUGUUGACGGCUGUCACGGAAGGGCGGCUUACAAUGGACGAACUGGUCCACAAGUUUCACACCAAUCCAAGACGCAUCUUCAACCUUCCGGAGCAACCGAACACGUACGUCGAGAUCGAUAUGAGCGAAGAGUGGAUCAUACCGGAUCGUCCCCAACAUUCCAAGGCUCACUGGACGCCGUUUUCGGGAAUGCGCGUGAAGGGUUGCGUGCAUCGUGUAGUACUGCGCGGAGAGACAGCGUAUGUCGAUGGGUUGGUGUUGGUCAAUCCAGGCUAUGGGCAGAACAUACGUGAAUGGCAUGGUGGAAAGCCACCGUUGGUAGGCGCUGCUUCCAUUGAACGGAUCGAUGUGCUGAAUCACUCGAUUGGGUCUGGAUCAGGUGUGGGGCUGCGGACGACAGAUCUUGAACAAGAUCUGCAAACCAACGAAGCAUUCUUCCAGCUACUCUCGCCUGACGGUACCAAUGCGCACGUCAAGCAGCUCGGAGUACACUUUGCUGGGGAGCAGGCGGCCCUCCGUCCUGCAUCUCCCCUCCCACCGAGGAUGCGAUGUGAUUCGACCGGGAAUCAGUCUGUGAUCGGCAAACUCGAACCGCUCACCAUACAGACCGGGCAAGGAGGUCUUCGCGAGCGUCAGCUGGCUGGCCGGCACGUGCUAACGGUGGACAUGUUCAACAAGGAACAUCUGAACGAGCUCUUCCAUCUGGCACAAACGAUGAAGACGCGUGUGGCUAAGGACCGACUUCUCGAUGACCUGUUGCGUGGGAAGGUGAUGGCGUCCAUCUUCUACGAGGCGAGUACCCGCACUAGCUGUAGCUUUGCAGCAGCAAUGCAACGUCUCGGAGGUCGUGUUGUGCACGUCGAUGAAACGUCCUCGUCAGCUAGUAAAGGCGAAUCGCUUGAGGAUAGCAUACAGGUUAUUGCUGGGUAUGCGGAUGUGGUGGUAUUGCGCCACCCAUUACCAGGAGCAGUUACGCGAGCAGCUCAACACUGCCGCAAACCGCUGAUCAAUGCGGGUGAUGGUGUUGGAGAGCAUCCGACACAAGCACUGCUGGACAUAUUUACCAUUCGCGAGGAAAUCGGAAAGGUGAACGGAUUAACGAUCACGAUGGUGGGCGAUCUGAAGCAUGGACGUACGGUACAUUCGCUGGCCCGUCUGCUGACGAUGUACAGUGUGAAUUUGCGUUACGUUUGUCCGCCAGGGCUCGAGAUGCCUGACCACAUCAGGGAGUACGUCGACAAGAAAGGCAUUUCGCAACGGCAGUUUGAUUCGCUCGAGUCGGCCAUCGUCGAUACGGAUGUGCUGUACAUGACCCGCAUCCAGCGUGAGCGGUUUGAGAGUGAGCAGGAGUACGAAAUGUGCUGUGGACAGUUGAUUCUAACGCCGCAGAUUAUGACGAUGGCAAAGCGUCGCAUGAUUGUGAUGCAUCCGUUGCCGCGCGUCUUCGAGAUCAGUGUGGAGAUCGACAGUGAUCCCAGGGCUGCAUAUUUCCGGCAAGCCGAGUAUGGAAUGUACGUGCGCAUGGCACUGCUUGCUAUGGUGCUGGGACGAAGUUGAAAAAAGGUAGUACGCAAAAUGAACCCGUCGCCCGUACAAUGUCAGUUCUGGAAGCAUUUAUUCCAAUAUGAAGUAUCUUUACAUAGGAGAGGUGGGUUACUAUAUCUAAACACGAACCUAACGCAAGAACCUAAUGCGUGGCUAAUCCUAAAUGCGAAAAUAACCCUAUACAUGGUGAUGGAGCAAGCAUCCGUUGUGAU
Anopheles maculipalpis is the source of this 7000-nucleotide messenger RNA. It is a transcript of the gene rudimentary, whose product is annotated as CAD protein. The transcript is spliced from 6 exons. The record is from RefSeq and is a predicted model, not a curated record. Lineage: Eukaryota; Metazoa; Arthropoda; Insecta; Diptera; Culicidae. Gene Ontology annotation, cellular component: cytoplasm; carbamoyl-phosphate synthase complex. Gene Ontology annotation, biological process: L-arginine biosynthetic process; L-glutamine metabolic process; 'de novo' pyrimidine nucleobase biosynthetic process. Gene Ontology annotation, molecular function: ATP binding; metal ion binding; carbamoyl-phosphate synthase (glutamine-hydrolyzing) activity. The coding region runs from base 3 to 6800 and encodes 2265 amino acids.